Puntigrus tetrazona (Sumatra barb) is the source of this 3234-nucleotide messenger RNA. Its product is annotated as mucin-5AC-like. The coding region runs from base 439 to 3234 and encodes 931 amino acids. Lineage: Eukaryota; Metazoa; Chordata; Actinopteri; Cypriniformes; Cyprinidae. The transcript has 5 exons. The record is from RefSeq and is a predicted model, not a curated record.
GUAACAUCUGAAGCCACGACUCUUACUACAAUACCUUCAACUUCAGAGAGUACACCAGCACAAACCACAAGUACAGCUUCAUCAACCACAUCUCCAACAACAAGCAAUCCAACAACAUCAGCAGCUGUAACUUCUGAAUCAACUACUUUUACUAAAACAAUAUCUACAACUUCAGAGAGUACACCAGCAGAAACCACAUCUACAAUUUCACAAACCACAAUUACAGCUUUACCAACUGCAUCUACAGCAACAAGCAUUCCAAUAACAUCAGCAGCUGCAACUUCUGGACCCACUACUCUUAGUACAAUACCUUUAAUUUCAGAGGGUACAACAGCAAGAGCCACAACUACAGCUUCAUCAACUGCUUCUACAACACUGAGAAAUCCAACAACAUCAGCAGCUGUAACUUCUGAACCUACUACUCCUACAUCAAAAACAAUGCCUACAACUUCAGAGGGUACAACAGUAGGAACCAUAACUGCAGCUUUAUCAUCCGCAUCUACAACAGCGAGCAAGAGUACAACAGCUGAAAGCACAACUACAGCUCCAUCAGCCACAUCUUUAACAAUGAGCAAUCUAACAAACUCAGCAGCUGCAACGUCUGAUCCCACUACUAUUUCGACAACAAAAAUGCCUACAACUUCAGAGAUUACAACAGCAAAAUCCACAACUACAGUUUCAUCAACUGCUUCUACAACACUGAGCAAUCCAACAACAUCAGCAGCUGCAACUUCUGAUUCCACUACUCUUUCGACAACAACAAUGCCUACAACUUCAGAGAUUACAACAGCAAGAGCCACAACUACAGUUUCAUCAACUGCCUCUACAACACUGAACAAUCCAAUAACAUCAGCAGCUGUAACUUCUGAACCUACAACUCCUACUUCAAAAACAAUGCCUACAACUUCAGAGGGCACAACAGUAAGAACCACAACUGCAGCUUUAUCAUCUUCGUCUAUAACAGCGAGCAAGAGUACACCAGCUGAAAGCACAACUACAGCUCCAUCAGCCACAUCUUUAACAAUGAGCAACUCAGCAGCUGCAACUUCUGUUCCCACUGCUAUUUCGACAACAACAAUUCCUACAACUUCAGAGAUUACAACAGCAAAAGCCACAAUUACAGCUCUAUCAACUGCUUCUACAACACUGAGGAAUCCAACAACAGCAACAUCAGCAAUUUCAGAAUCCACAGCUAUUACUUCAACAACUAUGUCUACAGAUUCAGGGAUUACAACAGUUAAAACUACAGCUUCCACAACUGCAGCUGUAUCUUCCACUAUAACAACAGUUCCUGUGUCAUCUGAAGCUUUGAGUACAACAGCAUCUCAAACCAAAUUGCUUCUAGCAACCACAUCUACUGGAACUCUUGCAUCAGCAGUUGUGACUUCAGAAGUAACAGCAUCAGGUAGUACAACUACACCUGCAGCAAGCACAACUGCAGCUUCCAUGACCACAGUGGGGCCUUCCACUACUGUGACAACAGCUUCCGAAACUAAGACUGCAUCCUCAACAUCUACGCUUUCCUCACCUGCGAUAGUGCCUUCUACUGCUACGGCAUCUCCAACUUCAUCUGAAUCUCCACUUCAAACCACAUCAAUAUUUGUCAACCCUGCUCCAGUAAAGUCUACAACUUUAGAAAGCACAACUGCUCAUACAGCAUCGACGUCAGCUACCACAAAGUUACCUUCAACUGUUACAUCUGCUGCUACCUCAUCUGAAGCUCCAAGUACAAAAACAGCCGAAACCACAAUUUCAUUUGCAGCCACGACUACUGAAACCUCAACUCUUGCUUCACUACCAAUGUCUACAACUUCAGGCAGUACACCUGCACCCGCAGCAUCCAGUUUUACAUCUUCCUCCUCUAUGAUUGGAGCUCCUACUGCUUUUUCAUCUUCAAUCUCAUCUCAAACUACAAGUACAACAAUACAAGGUCCAACCAUAUCCACAAUUACAGCCAGAACAUCUGCAAUUUCAUCAACAACAGAAAAUCCAGCUCAAACCCCAGCUUCAAUUCUAAGCACAAGCACUGCUACAGUGGCCACAACAACUGCAUUCCAAAUAACAUCAUUACCUCUAUCAAGCACAACUGUUGCUUUCACUAAUACAGCUCCAACUCUAAGCCAAGCAACACUCCCUACCACAACAAAUGCACCUCCAAUAAUUACAACUGUGUCUCUGGAGACCAUAACUGUUGCUGUAACAAUUAUGCCCAUGUCCUCAUCACAUGUAACUAUAUUUCCAACUUUAACUCCAACAAAAACAACUGAACCUCCAAGAACCUCAAAUGCACCCAUUACAACCAUGACUGUUCUUCCUACCAAUACAGUUCCAGUUGAUAUCUCAGCUACUGCUCCAAGCACAACAAGCUCAGCUGCAGCUCAAAUGACAACUGCAUUUCAAGUGACAACAGGAGAUCUUUUAAAAACAACUGUUGCUUUUACAAGUACAUCUUCUGCUCCAGCCACACUUGAACUUUCAACAAAAACAACUUCAAGCCCAAGCAUGGAUUCAGAAACUACAACUGCAUCAACAACUACCACUGGAAUUAUUACAGGUCUUGCUAAUACAGCAGAAUUUCCAGUAGCUCCAAUAACAUUAGGUUCAAACACAAAUACAUCAACAUCACCAUCAUCUACAGUUCUAGGUCAAACAUUCAUAAAAACAACACCAGUUGAAACUCCUAUUAGCAAUACCACAACUCUGAACAAUACAACAAAAGCAGAUGCAUUUGUUACAUUUCAAAGUACUUCAAAUCCAGAAACUUCAAACAUAUCCAAAACAUUGGCAUCAAAUGUGUCCGGUGCAGCAACAGUCACAACCAAACUGAUAUUUUCCAACUUGUCAUCUCUGCCCACUGAAACUUUGGUCCAAGGUGCUAUUAGUACUCUAAUUACAUCUAGAGAGUCACAACUCAAUGAAUCACUGCAGAUUGUCAGUUUUAUCUAUCAGAAAAUCUCUGAAACUUCCUAUGCUGUCAUAUUUACUAUUAUUUUGAAUAAUGUCAGCAUACCUAAGGAUCCUGAGCUAAGAAACAAAAGUUAUGUUCAAGUGCAAGAUUUAAUUAAUAAUGCGUUGAACACUCUUCUAAACGAGCCUGGCAAGCAAGAUUUUGAACCCAAGUCCUCCAACUUCACGAGCACUUCAAACCAGAUUGAUGGCAGGAUGGAAUACGUCUUCCAGAAUGGAAAUGCCAUACAACCAUGCCAUGAGCCAGUCAGCAUAUCUAAGCUCUGA